Messenger RNA from Paramecium tetraurelia, 357 nucleotides. RefSeq lists its product as uncharacterized. Gene Ontology annotation, cellular component: SCF ubiquitin ligase complex; cyclin-dependent protein kinase holoenzyme complex. Gene Ontology annotation, molecular function: cyclin-dependent protein serine/threonine kinase activator activity; histone binding; protein kinase binding. The record is from RefSeq and is a predicted model, not a curated record. The transcript is spliced from 2 exons. Lineage: Eukaryota; Ciliophora; Oligohymenophorea; Peniculida; Parameciidae. Gene Ontology annotation, biological process: regulation of mitotic cell cycle.
AUUUUAAUUUAUCUAACUACUAUUUGAUGCCACACUAUCCAGAAGAUAUCGAAUAUUCGGACAAAUAUCAAGAUGAUUACUACGAAUACAGACAUGUAAUCCUCCCCAAGCAUAUUUUCAAAAAGAUCACCAAAGGAAAACUCUUGAGCGAAAUGGAAUGGAGAAAUCUAGGCGUUCAACAAUCCAGAGGUUGGAUUCAUUAUGAGUGUCAUAGACCUGAACCACACAUUUUACUUUUCAGAAGACCCAAAGGAACAGAUCCUAAUAGUGGUUUGGCUCCUUAAGGGUUCUCAGCCCCCUAUUGAUUUAGUUAUUAUCCAUUGCGCACAAUUAUUAUAAUACUUAUUUCAAAUAAAA